GGAAGAGAAGACUGGAAGAUUCGGAUGAGGAAAAUGGGAAUCGAGCCAAAAAGGAAAAACUUAUGCAACUUGGACAGCAAGAUAAAGAAUUAAUUCAUGAUCUUAUCGAGGGCUUAGAUACUAUUGACACAUGUGAUCCCAAGUUUGAAUUACCACAGUUGCCAAGAAUUGAUAAGUCAAUUGUUUACAAUCGAAAGUGCUAUGAAUAUCUCCGGGAUUUUAUUCUCAGUGAUGAAAGUUAUGUACGAUAUUAUAUAACUGGCAACCCGGGUAUAGGUAAAACGUACUUCGGAAGACUAAUGCUAGUUGAACUUCUUAAACGUAAAAAGCAAGUUCUGAUAGAUUAUAAAGGAUUUACAGCAUUUAUUGAUCCCACGGAACCCAAAAAUUUCUUACUAAAAAUAGAAAAUGAGAACGAGUUCGGACAAAUUGCACAACAAAAGAGCGUAUGGUGCAUAAUCGAUGGUGUAAAUCCUAAAGUGGGCCAUGAUUUCUAUGGAGGAAAGAUUAUUUUAGUAUCUUCACCUAAGAAAGAAAUAAUUGGGGGUUUCAUGAAACAUCAGGGAUGCAAACAAUUCAUUAUGCCAACGUGGGAAGAGUUAGAG
This is a messenger RNA of Funneliformis geosporum, 605 nucleotides long. Lineage: Eukaryota; Fungi; Glomeromycota; Glomeromycetes; Glomerales; Glomeraceae. The record is from the annotation of a GenBank genome assembly.